This is a messenger RNA of Lycium barbarum (goji berry), 372 nucleotides long. RefSeq lists its product as uncharacterized. The record is from RefSeq and is a predicted model, not a curated record. The transcript has a single exon. Lineage: Eukaryota; Viridiplantae; Streptophyta; Magnoliopsida; Solanales; Solanaceae. Bases 1 to 372 code for a protein of 123 amino acids.
AUGGUCCGAGAAGGCAUCGUCCUUGGGCACAAGGUUUCAAAGAGAGGGCUGGAGAUUGAUCGUGUUAAAGUGGAAGUCAUUGAGAAGCUGCCACCCUCCGUAUCAGUCAAGGGUGUGCGCAGUUUCCUCGGGCAUGCAGGAUUUUACAGACGCUUCAUAAAGGAUUUUUCAAAGAUCUCGAGUCCGAUGUGCAGGUUACUUGAAAAGGAGGUGAAAUUCCUAUUUGAUGAUGUGUGUAUCAAGGCCUUUGAAGGUCUAAAGAAGAGAUUGGUAACUGCACCAAUAAUCAUUGCACCUGACUGGAACUUGCCAUUCGAGUUGAUGUGUGAUGCAAGUGACAAUGCUGUGGGGGCUGUGUUGGGACAGCGAUGA